GUGCUCUCCAGGAGGAACGUGUGUAUCUGAGACGUUCGGGUCCUUCCUCAAUCUUAAGGUAGCAAGUUAAAAGUUUUUUCCGCUUCAUCUCAUCCUCCUUGUCUUACUAAUUGGAGAGCGGAAGGAUGAAUCAACGCUGCUAUUUGUUGGCUUCAUCUGCCUUACCCUAACGUGAGGACCGUUGACCUUUAACCCAAGGUGGCGGCGCCAGGAGCCGUCGUUCUUGCUGUGGACCUGAGAUGAUCUAAGGCCGGGAACUCCGCCUCAUGUCGAAGCUAAGCAGGGCCACUCGGGCCCUCCGGAAGCCCGAGGCCGGCGGGGUGAUCCGGGCCAUCGUGCGGGCAGGCCAGGCCAUGCCCGGGCCCCCACUAGGCCCCGUCCUGGGUCAGCGAGGCGUUUCCAUCAACCAGUUCUGUAAGGAGUUCAACGAGAAGACCAAGGACAUCAAAGAAGGCAUUCCUCUGCCUACCAAGAUUUUUGUGAAGCCUGACAGGACAUUUGAAAUCAAAAUUGGCCAACCCACUGUUUCCUACUUCCUGAAGGCAGCUGCUGGGAUUGAGAAGGGGGCCCGGCACACAGGGAAAGAGGUGGCAGGCCUAGUGACACUGAAGCACGUGUAUGAGAUCGCCUGUGUCAAAGCUCAGGAUGACGCCUUCGCCCUGCAGGAUGUGCCCCUGUCCUCUGUUGUCCGCUCCAUCAUUGGUUCUGCCCGUUCCCUGGGCAUUCGUGUGGUGAAGGACCUCAGUUCAGAAGAGCUGGCAGCUUUCCAGAAGGAGCGAGCCCUGUUCCUGGCUGCUCAGAAAGAGGCAGAUUUGGCAGCCCAGGCAGAAGCUGCCAAGAAGUGACCCCUGUCCCCCACCCUCCAGGAUUUUGAAGGGAGCCAGUUGGGAAGGCUGGGCCAGAGGGGAGGAAGGGAGGUCACAUCAACCUGAUUAUAUUUUUCUGACUUUAAAUUAUGUAUUUUUGCACGUGUGGUUAUAGCAAAGGAUCAAGUGUGAAUAAACAUCUCUUGUCACCCA
Molecule: messenger RNA, 1019 nt
Organism: Mesoplodon densirostris (Blainville's beaked whale)
Lineage: Eukaryota; Metazoa; Chordata; Mammalia; Artiodactyla; Ziphiidae
Gene: MRPL11
Product: mitochondrial ribosomal protein L11
Exons: 5
Coding region: 267-845 (192 amino acids)
Biological process (GO): translation
Cellular component (GO): mitochondrial large ribosomal subunit; ribosome
Molecular function (GO): structural constituent of ribosome; large ribosomal subunit rRNA binding
Source: RefSeq, a predicted model, not a curated record